AUUGUUGCCACGCACACUUGUAUCCGUCGGACCCUCGUAUCCCUUCUUACGCUACCCGCCUCCUCCAACAACCUACUUCUCGGUUUCUCGACGUCUACGUACACAUACACUCAUCAUGCUUCACAAACUACCAACCGAACUACUUUGUGUUGUCUUGAAACACUUAUGCUACGAUGACUUGGACGAAUUACACAAGAUCUCGGGCCUCGAACCUAUAGUACGGCACCACCUACUUCGUCACUACCGAUUCCACUAUCAAGUCAGCUCGUUACUACGCAUAUUUGAAUCAUCCUGUGAAACAGAAGAGCGCCGAGACAACAUUGCCAAUCAACUUUUAGAUCUCAUUUGUCAUGCAGUAGAAAAAUGUCCCAAAUACGAUCAUCGGAACAAAUUCAGCGAUCUGCUUAAUAUUCUAGAAACCACGGUCGUGAAACGAAUCUUGGCUCAUGACAUUAUGCCUCACGUUGAAGACGAAUAUGCGUUACUGUGCUUGGAUAUUCGAUAUAAAUAUCUUCAUCAGCCUUCGAUUCGAGUACUCCAUGAUCCAAAAUACCGACGACGAAGCACAAAAUACCCCUUGGCACCGUUUCUGCCAAGAGAGUAUACCUGGGUCUGGCGACGUCAAUGUGCCAAUGCAGCUGAUUCCCUCUACAACAGUAAACGCAACAAACUGCUUAUGGCACCUGUCAAAGAUAAAGACCGACGACAAAGCCGUAUACGAUUUGCACGAUUUUUUGGCCAGCUAUUUAAAGUGACGAGUUUAUAUUUGGAAUCGAACCUGGAUGGCACGUUCGAAGAGUGUGUACGCGAGGCAUUAGUGAUAGGUGAUGUGGAAAGUUUAUUGGUAAUGUGCGCGGCAGCAGAACGACCCGUGGACGUUAUGCACAUGUGUAUGAUGGUGAAUAUGGCUGCAGAGCAGCUGUGGACGUAUCUUGAAACUUUCGAUGACUGGCUGGCGACGAAUCCUACACCGGAACAGAGGGCUAGGAUUGAACUAAAUGAACAGGCACAACAGCAACGGCAGCAGAAUAUGCAAGAGGAAUUGCCGCCUCCAGAGUGGUUGUUACCAGAUCGUUACAAGGUUGCGGAUGAUACCAAACUUCGACUGACUGUAAGGGGAAAGAAAGGCUCACUGAUCUUUAACAGUAAAUGUGUAUGCCAAGUGGAAUUAACUUGCUCUUUUGUUCUCACUACUAUUAGCUGAUGAAUGGCUUAUACAAGCACGGAUGGCGCUGGUUCGAUUGAUCUGAGCUUUUCCAUUCAUGAAACUAUAUUCCCUUAUCUCUAUUUUUUACCCGCCCCCAUCCACCUCAUCAUAUAAUAAUGAGCUAUCUACCUGUCAACCGGUCUCAUCAUUUGUAUCUAAUUCUGACAUAUACAUAUGCACCCAUCUUAGCAUCAUAUAUAACAGCGCAAACAAGGUUUCUUCUUAUUUGGAUCAACAGUGCUGCAUAUGGCAACUCAUGUUUCAAGCACGCUUUGACGGAUUAUGAAAUUGGCU
Molecule: messenger RNA, 1501 nt
Organism: Zychaea mexicana
Lineage: Eukaryota; Fungi; Mucoromycota; Mucoromycetes; Mucorales; Lichtheimiaceae
Exons: 2
Coding region: 116-1204 (362 amino acids)
Source: RefSeq, a predicted model, not a curated record